AUGGUAAUAGGUGAAAAGGACAAGUUGAACAAUCAACCCAUAUCGCCAUCUAUCCCAUACAGAGAAGCGAUUGGAAGCCUGUUUCGCUUUAACGGAAAGGCAAUGAUGAGUCACUUGCGAAUGGUAAAAAGGAUUUUUCAAUAUCUCAAAGGAACAUCAAAUCAUGGUAUCUUUUUUAACGGAAGCGAUACGUUCGUUGCUUACUCGGAUUCCCACUAUGGUGGAGAUCCUGAGACUAAACACUCAACUACGGGAGUACUUGUGAUGAGAGGAGGACCAAUCGUUUGGUACACACAGAAACAACGUUUGGUAGCAACAUCCACUGCUGAAGCAGAGUACCGAGCAGCCGUGUCUGCAAUUGACGAUGUUUGUUGGAUCAAAAGAAUUUAUCUGGAACUUGAAAUUGUAAAGGAAGAUAAACCCAUCGAAUUACUUAUCGAUAAUCAAACGGCAAUUCAUAUGAUGUACAAUGCUCAUGAAGGUAAACCUACAAAAGGAAAGAAGCAUAUAGAAAUCCCACGGAGGUUCAUUCAAAAACAUGUUGACAAGACCGUCACAUUCAAACAUGUUGAUAGUGGCGCCUUUUUGUUCAAUAAAGAAACCCAAAGAAAACUCAACAUUGUCUGA
Zophobas morio is the source of this 627-nucleotide messenger RNA. RefSeq lists its product as uncharacterized. Lineage: Eukaryota; Metazoa; Arthropoda; Insecta; Coleoptera; Tenebrionidae. Gene Ontology annotation, molecular function: nucleic acid binding. Bases 1 to 627 code for a protein of 208 amino acids. The transcript has 3 exons. The record is from RefSeq and is a predicted model, not a curated record.